Molecule: messenger RNA, 1621 nt
Organism: Lutzomyia longipalpis
Lineage: Eukaryota; Metazoa; Arthropoda; Insecta; Diptera; Psychodidae
Product: probable cytochrome P450 305a1
Exons: 2
Coding region: 53-1552 (499 amino acids)
Biological process (GO): xenobiotic metabolic process
Cellular component (GO): cytoplasm; intracellular membrane-bounded organelle
Molecular function (GO): iron ion binding; heme binding; oxidoreductase activity, acting on paired donors, with incorporation or reduction of molecular oxygen, reduced flavin or flavoprotein as one donor, and incorporation of one atom of oxygen
Source: RefSeq, a predicted model, not a curated record
AGUUCAGUUUGAGAUUUUGUGAAGAACAGAAGGAAUUACUAGUUGAAGUAAAAUGAUUUUAAUCUUGGUGAUUUUCCUUAUUGGAUUAAUUCUUUAUCGGACUAUGCAACGGCCCAAAAACUUUCCUCCAGGCCCACAGUGGUAUCCAUUUGUCGGUAAUAGCGUUCAAUUGAGGAAAACUGCAAGAAAACUCGGUGGAACACCUCAAGUUUACGAGAUGUGGUCAAGAGAAUUCUAUAGUCCAGACGUUGUAGGAUUUUCCUUGGGAAAUAAACUCUUCAUUGUUGGCCUUUCAUACAAAGCUGUGUUUGAUAUCCACAACAAGCAGGCUUUCGAAGGACGACCGAGGAAUUUAUUUACAAAACUUAGAACCUUUGAUACUCACGCAGGGAUUAUGAUUGCCGAUGGAGAUCUCUGGAGGGAACAUCGAUCAUUUGCCAUGAAACGCCUCAAAAGUUUGGGCUUUGGAUGUGCAGCAAUGCAAGAAAUGAUUGAGAAUGAACUAGUAAAGUUCAAGGAAGUUGUUGAUCGGGAAAUGGCUGUAGAAGGAUGUUUGUGGCCUGGAAAAUUCUUAGCCACCUUUGUGAUGAAUGUUCUGUGGAAGUUGGUUGCUGGUAAUGAAGAAAUUGAUGGACAUUCUAUCAUGUCUAAGGAGCUCUUUAGACUUCUCGAUGAACGAUCAAAAGCCUUUGAUUUCUCAGGAGGACUUCUCUCUGACUUUCCAUGGCUCAGAUUUAUUCUUCCCGAGUACUCUGGCUUCAAUCUCAUGUGUCGCUUCAAUGAGGAGAUUAAUUCCAUCCUUCAGAAGAUCAUAAACCACCAUAAGAAAACCUACACACCUGAGAAGGCUAAUGAUGAUUUUGUGUACACCUUUAUUCACGAAAUGAAGAAACAGGAAGGGAAUCCUAAAUCAACUUUUACGGAAAUUCAGUUAAUGAUCACUAUGGUGGAUUUUUUCUUUGGUGGUUCACAUACCACUAAUAUUACCUUCGAUUUAGCGCUCAUGACUUUAGCCUUAAACGAGGAUAUCCAGGAAAAACUCCAUACAGAGAUAGAAAGAGUUUCUAGUUUAAAUUCCAAUUUCUUGAACAUCUCAGAACACAGAGACAUGCCUUUGCUGGAGGCUUAUUUAAUGGAGAUUGGAAGGUUCUACAGUAUUGCCCCAAUUAGCGGACCAAGAAGGGUUCUUUAUGAUACAGAAUUGUGUGGCUUUAGAAUUCCAAAAGGUACAACAGCUCUCAUUGGACUCGAAGCAGUUCACAUGGACAAGACUUUCUGGGAAGAUCCUGAUGUUUUUAGACCAUCGCGCUUUCUCAACAGCUCAAGAUCGGAAAUUAUCAACUCAGAUCGAGUUUUGCAGUUUGGACAAGGAAGAAGGUCAUGCUUGGGUAUUGUUUUGGCUAAAACAUUCCUUCACACUUUCCUGGCAGGGAUCGUUAAAGACUACAAGAUUACCGUGGCUCCUGGACAGGAUCCUCCAAAGCAGAAACUGAUACCAGGAAUUUUUAAAACCGUUCCACCUUAUAAAAUUUGCAUGAUAAAGAGGUUUUAACUGUUAACCUUUCUUGACAAUAACUAUUAUGUUGUCACGAAUAAUUCUAAAAUAAAUCUAUGAAAGAAA